Molecule: messenger RNA, 353 nt
Organism: Anthostomella pinea
Lineage: Eukaryota; Fungi; Ascomycota; Sordariomycetes; Xylariales; Xylariaceae
Source: the annotation of a GenBank genome assembly
AUGGGUAUCGUCUUAGAAGUCCCGAGGCGCACCAGCUCUUCAUGGUUGGGGCCACGGAAUUACGUCGGCGUGGACAUGGCUUGGCACGAGAUGAGACUGCUGCUCGCGGAACUGAUGUUCAAUUUCGAUAUUAAGUCGGAUGUUGGCCCUGACUGGAGGGGCCAGAACGUAUACGUCGGUCUCCUCUACUGGCGGCCAUCGUGUGAGAAGAGUGUGAGCCGAGUCCGGUGGCCAAUCCUCAUAGUCAAGGGAACGGCUGCCACUCUCGUCAUCGGGAAGCAUCCAGGCUUCCGGGAGACAAGCCAUCGUUUCUACCGUCGCGGCAUGUCCGGCCGCAGCUUGGCGAGUUGGCG